Austrofundulus limnaeus is the source of this 1490-nucleotide messenger RNA. Its product is annotated as taperin. The record is from RefSeq and is a predicted model, not a curated record. Gene Ontology annotation, molecular function: phosphatase binding. NCBI's taxonomy places the organism in Eukaryota, Metazoa, Chordata, Actinopteri, Cyprinodontiformes, Rivulidae.
CUAAAGAUCUCGUUCAACGAGUCGAGCCUGCACAGCACCUACGAGUAUCCGUCUGAGAGCAGCGUGUGGGACAGCGGGGACGAGGAGGACGAGGACAAACGGGACGAGCAGCCGAGCAUGGUGGGACGGAUCCACAUCCCCCGACCCGGACUUAUCGGCUCGGACAACGGCAGCGACCUCUCCAGCUACAUCCCCAAACACUCGGUGGACUUCAGCGCCUGGCAGGAAAACAAACACGAGGAAAACGUUCGGCAGGAGGACGCCGGCUCGCCGCAGAUCACUGAGGAGGUCAUGCUCACUCCGGCGGACAGCUCGUCUCUGUCCGACUACAGCAGCGAACCCGCCCUCUACUUCUGAUCGACCAAUCAGCUGCGCCRUAGCAGAGCUCACAGGAAGUUCAACCUGAUUGGCUCCGGUGAGGAGGAGGAAGCAGCUCUGGUUUAUUUUUUAUUUAAAUUUUUUUUUAAUCCUGCCAUUCGGAGCUGCUAUCCGAGCAUCAUCUUCCUCACGAUGAAGCAGCUGGGCUGUUUUUUUUUUGUUUUGUUUUGUUUUUUUUCCUCCUCCUCUGAUCUCAGACAGUUGAUCUGUCAGCACCGCGCCUCCUUCAAGCUCCGCCUCUUUUUCACUUUAGGACCAAAAACUUAAAACAUAAAUAAAAAUUAAAAUAAAAAAAGAAUAAAGUCUGUAUGGCCACGGUGAGCUCAGUGUUAGAAUGGCAACAUGUCAUAAAAAAAGAGAAAUAAAUAAUCUGGAGGACGUUUCUGCUCACGGCAGAUUUAAAAACAAAAACUUUUUUUUUAAACAGUGAAAGGGUGCCACAUUUGUUUACGUCUGUUUUUGUACGUGCACGUUUUGAUUUCAGCUCUUUUUACUGGAUCGCCUUUUGUUUUUGGUUUUUUGUUUCCUGCUGUAAAAUAAUGUAUCAAACUUCUUAUUUGGUGACGGAGGAGGAAACUUGUGCACCCUGCAGAGAGGCGGGACGAGAACCUGUCAAUCAAUCUGUAGCAGCUUUCAGUUCUUUUAUCGGGGAAAAAAAGUGACCUUCGCCAAUAAUGUCUGUAAUAAUUUGUUUUUAUUUGGUGACUGUAAAAYGACGGCUUCUUGUGUAUUUAUUCAGAUCUGCACGUCUGAACGGUUGUUUGUUUGUUUGUUUGUUUUUGUUUGGGGAACGCCGUCGCUCCGCUGGAUGUAAUCGUGUACUCCGACAUUCCGCAGGUUUGUUUAUGAACAAACAAGAAAACUGUUUUUUAAUCCAGAUUUUUUUAUACGCAUCGUUUUGGUUUUUCUCAUCAUGCCAACAGAUUGAAGUAUUUCUGUACAGUUUCCAACACGAACAUCUGGAAUCGUCUCAUCAGUCCUUAAAGCUGGAUCUUUGUCGUCUUGGAUGUUUCAUUUUUAUUUUUUGCACUGUCAUGCUUUUAGCUGCGUUUUGCACCUCAUGAAGUCAUUAAAGGAGGACAAGAGUUUCUGCUGAUGUGAAACCACUAAAA